UGUCCUCCGGAGGAGCUCCGUGCUUUUUCAUUCCGUGCUCCGCAGCCACCACGUGCGGACAGAUUUUUUUUGCGCGCGGUUCCAGACGUUCCUCCGGUCAUGCUGUCAUCUCGUAAUACGAGACCUGAUCUGUGAUUAUUCCCGUAACUAAUCUCGUUUCGUGUCCUCGUUAUUUUAGUCUGUGGGUGAUUUUUUUUUUUUUACGUUUCUAAUAAGUGUGAAGCUGCGUGUUGUGGUUUUUAAACAAGACAGCUGAUUCCUGAAUGAAGAAUCAAGAACAAUCUUGUGGGUUUCGAGGAUUCUGCUGUGGAGUUCUCGGGUGACGUUUUUCCAAGUGAUUUUUGGUUGCGUGGAUUGGUGAUCGCAUUUUACGUGAAGAACAUGGCGAACGUGAUUGGCUGUUUGUCGCGUGUGGCGACAAGUUUACUGCUGCUUAUGCUAGUCCAACGAGGCACGAGCGUUUGCUACUUCCCCGUAGAAAUGCACGGCACCUUCUUGAUUCAGACCCAGGCUGAACCCGCGUUUGGAGGCUCUGUAGUGUCCUACUCUGAGAUCAGCAUCGAGGCUGAUUCCAUCCCCCCUUGGGGGCGCUGCCAUCGACGGAGAGGUCACCACGUGAUCCUCAAAGACAGCACAGGCACGGAAGACUGCAUGAGGUGCUUCCACUUGACGUUAAAGACACCCAACGUCAUUCAGAUUCACGCCGAAGGCUUAGCGCGGUGCUACACAAACGAAGACGCAGCCAAAGCUACAUGCCCUGACGACAGAGCGGUGUCCGAGCGUCGCUUCAAGGAAAUUAUUCUGUACCGAAAGCACGAUCCCACUGGCAGUGGGUCCAGCAUCAUCAGCGUGUUCUGCCCCAUCAACGGACGGUACCGGUUCCAGUACCGCGCCAACGGUGAUGAGUUCCGGUGCACCGAUCCCUUCUCGGAGCUCAGCAACUGUCCCGACGGCAACGGCCUCACCGUACGGUUCAGACAGUGCUCUUUUCCAGACUUUGAUGUGAGCUUUCUGUGUCUGGGCGACUGGGAAGGCCCCAACCGGGAUCGGUACCUGGCUCUCAUGGAUCUCAGGGAAGACCCGGAGUCAAGGCCCAAGUACCGAUGCGGGUUGUACCGCGAAGAACCUGGGACGGGACGAGUUCACGUCUCUUUAUCGUCGGAUUCGACAUGCACGACGCAGCUUACUUCUGCUAUGAGCGGUUACGAAGCGCUGGUGCUGACACCUGUGGAAGAAAAGAGGCUGCCAACAGUAGUGGAUGCAGCCCGUUGCAGAUUCCCGGAAUGGAGUCAGGGACCCUGGGAACGAGUUCGCAUCGAAGGUGGGACCUUCGUGUUCCGCGAUACGACGCGCUUCGUGACGCUGACUGCGCGCUGCGUGGCACGCCAGAACAGCACGCCCAAUGACCGUCUCACGGUACACGCCGUGACGCAAUGUGGAGAAGAGCUGUACUACUGCAUGUGGCUUCGAAGGAGGGCAUUCAACGUUCUUGAGUUCCAACUUGGCUCCAACCCCAGCAGCCAGUUCACAGAGUCAUUAUGCGAAGACCAGACUCAGUUCAAGGAUUCCCCGUGGAUUACACAAGGAAAGCUUCACUCUACGACCCUCUCUGCCUGUCCCAUCACGGGUGACUACAGCGGAGUGAUUCCUGGAGCGGCAGGGCUGUGCGCUCGAGUGGCAUCCGAUUGCAACAACCCAGACAUCAUGUUCUACACAGUCAGCAGUUGCGACAACAAAACGCAUGUCUACGAAGAACGGGAAUACCGUUGCCUCGGAAGCUGGGAAGAAGAUGGCAUGACCUUCACUUACACACAACGCCGAGACAUCCCGGGCUUCCAGUGCUUUACCGGCAAAAUUAUUCGCAAUGGCGAUGAAGCCUACAUCAAGGAAGCGGGCGAAAGCUGUAUUCGUGGUGAAAACCCUCUCCUCUAUGGAAUGAAGAUAAGCAAGCGAGCUUCCUGCAACACGCCUCUGCUGUCCCCAGCUUACGUCCCUCCUCCACCCCCUCGCAAAGCCCCCUCUCAUCCUGCCAGCCCCAUGGUGCCUCCUCUACGUCCAAACACCCACGAUCCUUACUGGUAUCACGCAGAGACCCAGAAUCCCAGCACCAAAUCCUGGAAACCUAUCACAGGUCGACCACGGCUGAACGAAAUUCCGGGCAGCAGCGACACUUCGGCAGCGAGUGCCAUCACUGGCACCCUCACGACGGUGCUACUACUAGUGCUGUGGCUCACACUUCGUGCAAGAUGAGCUGCACAAAACAAAAACAGCUUAUGUAGUCAAACAAGUGUGCAGGCUCACACUUCCUAGGAUGUGCAAUGCUCUGCAUCAACCCUGUGAUACGCCUAACCAAACAACCACUCUGGAACUGUUUCCAGGAUCGGGUACGUGCAGGCCGUGUACCUCAGAGCGAUUAAAGUGGGAUUCCAAAGCGUGAAGGAGGACUACGUCAGUGCACGUGAUAUGUGCUGAGAACUAAAAAGUGAUAAGAGGACAGUGAAGUGACACCACCACCAUUGGUGCGCCUAUCGUGCUGCCUUGCCUCACUUCGCACCACCCUCGCAUAAGCAGUGCAAUACUGGUUGCAGUCUGCAGAAGUGCGGUCGUACAUAAGAACGUACAGAAGAACUUUACUGUGUUUGUCUUCCAAUGAUAUGAUGGUUUCAUAUCUUAAAGCAUGUUUGUAAAUAACUCAAAAUGGCCAAUCUGUACUUAGACUAGGGCCAUCGAUGCUAUUUAUUUUAUUUAUGUCGUCAGUGGUACGCGAACGUAGCUAGUUAAGUAGUUCCUGUAAGUUAGUUGAAAGCCUGCCAAUUUCACAUAGAAAACUGCAGCCAGUUGCCAUGGUGUAUGGAGCUAAAAUGUUUGCCGACGAGGAACCAUGUCGACCAGCGUCGUGGCACUUUGACACCUGGCAAUAUUAGUCAGCAUUUUUGACAGAAUGUAAAAAUGAACAAGUUGGAGAAGUGUGCAAAAAUGUGUAUAUGUGAUGUAAAGCUGUGUAAAUAUGUUACUUUUUUAUGCUGCCACCAUAAGUGCCUUCACUGGUGAUUCCAGUGGUGGACCACUGAAUUACUUCUUCAAAAUACAUAUUGUACAUAAUUUUAUAAAAGAUGAUCACUGGCAUGAAAGUGUGUUGCUUACUUCAUGUUACAUUAUUUAUAACAUCAUUAAAAUCCUAAAAAGCAAGGAA
Molecule: messenger RNA, 3193 nt
Organism: Ornithodoros turicata
Lineage: Eukaryota; Metazoa; Arthropoda; Arachnida; Ixodida; Argasidae
Exons: 14
Coding region: 382-2250 (622 amino acids)
Source: RefSeq, a predicted model, not a curated record